Molecule: messenger RNA, 948 nt
Organism: Penicillium cataractarum
Lineage: Eukaryota; Fungi; Ascomycota; Eurotiomycetes; Eurotiales; Aspergillaceae
Exons: 4
Coding region: 1-948 (315 amino acids)
Molecular function (GO): ATP binding; ATP hydrolysis activity
Source: RefSeq, a predicted model, not a curated record
AUGCAAGAAAUUCUCAUUGCUCCUGCACUUGAGAUCAACGAAACGGAUGAAGAUGAAUUCAACGCUCCUGUUGUUGAUGAACUCACCGAACAUCAACUUUUACUGCUAACCCCCCACGCUCUAGCAUAUGUACUAAAACACAAGCAAUGGAUUCUGAUCUCAUUGGACCACGUUCAAGAAUCUGCUCCGUCAUCUGAGAGUAUUUCCAACCUUGUCAUCGGAGAGGCCGAGUUGAGAACUAUCCAAGUUCUCUCAAACCGUCAAAAUAGCAAGAUCAAACACUGGUCAGCGGACUUUAUCGAGGGAAAGGGAUCGGGGCAAAUUAUAUUACUGCACGAGGCUAUUUCCGAGUGGCUACACCGGCCACUCCUUGCGCUGACAGUCGCUGAUAUCGGCACGGUCGAAACUCUAGUCGAAGUCGAACCCUUGAAGUGGUUUAACCUCGCAGAAGCCUGGAAUGCCGUCCUUCUCGUCGAUGAAGCCGACAUCUUCCUCGAACGUCGACAAAAUCGAGAUCUUGCUCGGAAAGGAUUGGUAUCAGCCUUCCUACGGCGAAUGGAGUACUUCAAAGGCCUCCUCUUCCUAACCACCAAUCGCGUCGGCCAAAUAGACGACGCUUUUAUAUCCCGUGUCCACAUCGCAAUCGGAUACCCAUCCCUUAGCGAAGACGCACGUCGCAAGGUCUGGAACGGCUUUUUCCGGAAACUAGUUUGUGACCGAGCGGGCAAGAUCCAGAUCUCCCCGGACGCGAAGGCAUGGGUUCUAGAGACGGCGGGCGAGACACAGCUCAAUGGACGGGAUAUCCGCAAUGCAUUACAAACGGCGAUUACACUGGCAGAGUUUGAGAGUGAAGAGGAUCCUGACUAUGACGAAACCUUGGUGACGAUUGUCACUAAAGCGCAUUUCCAGAAGGUGUUGGACAUGUGUAAUCGGUUCCGUCCUAUGUGA